AUGAAGUUUAUGCUGUGCGUGUUGGUGACGGCCGCAGUCGCACUGCAUUGGGUCGAAUGUAUGGAAAGGACGUAUUACAUUGGCAUUAGGGAGGAAGACUGGAAUUACGCACCCAGCCGGCGAAACCUCAUCAACAACCGGACCAUUGACUCCGACGAACAUGCCUCCGUUUUCCUGUCUAACGGUCCUACCAGAAUAGGGAGUGUCUACAAAAAGGCUGUGUACAGACAGUAUACAGAUGCUUCCUAUAACACAGAGAUAUCAAAGCCUGACUGGCUUGGCUUUCUUGGACCGAUUCUACGUGCUGAAGUGGAUGAUGUCAUGGUGGUGCACAUGAAGAACUUUGCGAGCAGGCCUUAUUCUCUCCAUCCACACGGAGUGUUUUAUAAGAAGGAUUCAGAAGGAGCACUGUAUCCAGAUGGCACCUCCGGUCGUGAUAAGAAAGAUGAUGCGGUGGCUCCAGGUGAGAGCUACACAUACACCUGGGAGGUAAAACCAGAGUACGCUCCUACUGAAGCAGAUGCCAGCUGUCUCACCUGGGUUUACCAUUCACAUGGAGACGCACCUAAAGACAUCGCAUCAGGCCUUAUAGGAGCUUUACUCACCUGCAAGAAAGGCACUCUCAACUCCAGUAAUAAGCGCUCUGAUGUGGAUGAAGACUUCAUCGUGAUGUUCAGUGUGGUUGAUGAGAACUUAAGCUGGUACUUGGAGGAGAAUAUCGAAAAGUUCUGCUCUAACCCGGAAGACACAAAAACACUUAUGGAAGACGCAGACGAGGAGUUCAGAGAGUCCAACCUUAUGCAUUCAAUCAAUGGGUUUGUGUAUGGUAAUUUACCUUCACUGAAAGUGUGUGCGAAGCGUCCUGUGUCUUGGCACCUCUUUGGCAUUGGUAAUGAAGUGGACAUUCAUUCAGCGUAUUUCCACGGGCACACGCUGAUGGACCGCAUGCACCGCACAGAUGUACUCAGUCUGUUUCCUGCCACUUUCGUCACUGCCACCAUGAUCCCGAGAACUAAAGGAAAAUGGCUGUUAAGCUGUCAAGUCAACGAUCAUGUACAAGCAGGAAUGCAGGCUUUCUAUGAAGUCUCGGACUGUGGGUCUCCAGCGGCUCCACCUAACGUGCCUGGCACUGAGAGACAUUUCUACAUCGCUGCUGAGGAGAUGAUGUGGGAUUAUGCCCCUUCAGGGAUGAACUAUAUGGAGAAUGUUACCCUCACUAAACCAGAGAGUGACUCUGAACCGUUCUUCAGUAAAGAGGGUGGUAAACUGGGUGGAAAAUACAUGAAGGCCAGAUACGUUCAAUACACUGAUCAAACCUUCACUAGCAAAACACAUAUUGUUGGCUCAGAUGAGCAUCUUGGAAUUCUGGGUCCGGUCAUCAGAGCUGAGACUGGUGAUGUUAUCAUUGUCACAUUCCUCAACAAAGCUAGACGGAACUACAGCAUUCAGCCACACGGUCUGCAUUAUGAGAAGGUCUAUGAAGGAGCAAUGUAUGCGGAUGGGUCUCAGAAAGCUCCUGUAGGCCCUGGUCAAAAAUUCACCUAUCGCUGGAGAGUGAUUGAAGGGCCCUCAGCGGAUGAUCCUCCUUGUAUUUCAUACUUGUAUUAUUCCGCUGUUGAUCCUGUUCGUGACACUAACUCUGGUUUAUUUGGGCCAAUACAAGUGUGCAAGAAAGGUGUUCUUGAUCGAAGUGGACAUCAGCAUGCAGAGAAAAUUCAGCACGAGUUUUUUCUGCUGUUUUCUGUGAUGGAUGAGAAUGAAAGCUGGUAUCUGGAAGACAACAUUGCAAUGUUUGGCAGCCCAGAUGUAGACCCAGAUAAAGAUGAGUUUCAGGAGAGCAAUAAGAUGCAUGCGGUGAACGGGUUCAUGUAUGGAAAUCUGCCUGGUCUGGAUUUGUGUAAUGGGGAGCAUGUUGUGUGGCACACGCUUGGCUUGGGCACAGAGCUGGAUAUCCAUGGCAUUUAUUUCCAGGGAAAUAUGUUUCAGCGCAAUGGGAUGAACCGUGACACUCUGAGUAUCUUUCCACAUACUUCAGUGACUGUUAACAUGACCCCCGACAAUAACGGCAUGUUUGAGGUCAGCUGUCAGACAGCCGAUCAUUUCCAUGCAGGAAUGCGUCAACAUUACACAGUCAAGCCCUGUUCAGCAAAGACUCCCGCGCCAGAGCUUUUCACCUCCACAAGGAAAUAUUAUAUAGCCGCAGAGGAAAUCAUCUGGAACUAUGCUCCAAACCGAACAUGGGAAUUAGAGAAACACAAGGCUACACAAAUGGAAAGCAUUGGAAGUGUUUACCUCCAGAGAUCAAAAAACCGGAUCGGAGCUGAAUAUAAGAAGGUGGUGUAUCGAGAAUACUCAGAUGAAACUUUUACCAAACAGAAACCCAGGGGUGCAGAUGAGGAGCACUUGGGGAUAAUGGGUCCGAUUAUUAAAGGUGAAGUUGGAGAGAAAAUUGAGGUUGUCUUUAAAAACAACGCCAGCAGGCCGUAUUCCAUUCAUGCCCACGGGGUGAAGACCAGCGAACCCCAUCAGAAAGAUGUUCAACCAGGUAAUGUGCUGAAAUACACUUGGACCAUUCCAAAGCGAUCAGGUCCAGGUCCUAAGGAUCCAGACUGCAUAACGUUUGCCUACUACUCCUCUACCAGCUUAGUCAAGGACUUGAUGAGUGGAUUGGUGGGUCCACUGAUAGUGUGCCGUAAAAACACCCUGGAUGCAGACAGACAAAGAAAAGACCGAAAUAAAGAGUUUGCCCUUCUGUUUAUGGUGUUUGAUGAAAAUGAGUCGCAUUACCUGGAUGAAAACAUACAACAGUACCUUGAUGUUGACUUAGAAGAAUUUGACAAAUAUGCUGGGGACUUUAUGGAGAGCAACAAAAUGCAUGGUAUUAAUGGAAAGUUGUACAGUAACCUCCAAGGGUUAAAUAUGACAGAGGGAGACCAUACGAAGUGGUAUUUGCUGGGACUGGGGAAUGAAGUGGACAUGCACACUGUUCAUUUCCAUGCUCAGAGCUUCAUUUACAAAACAGAUCAUUUUCAUCGCGCUGAUGUUUUUGACCUGUUCCCUGGAACAUUUCAGACCAUUGAACUAAUCGCUGGAAAUCCUGGACAGUGGUUACUACACUGUCACGUGACGGACCACAUCCAUGCAGGCAUGGAGGCGCUUCUCACCGUUAAUGCAAAAGCCUUCAGUCAUUUCGGAAGCCUCUACACAGUCCUGCUGUGCCUGCUUGGAUUGAUUCUGUUAAACCAUUGAAAACACUGAAGAUAAAAGGGAUCACGAAUCCAUCCUAAUGUAUAUUUAAUGUCCAACACUGAUGCUCAUUUCUUUAUCUUAACUUUAUCUUGAGAAUUAAAAGUGUCGCCGAGUGUGUGCGUGCGUGCGCGCGUGUGUGUGUGUGUGUGUGUGUGUGUGUGCGCGCGCGUGCGUGCGUGUGUGUGGCAUUGGAAGGUAUAAGAUCAUCAGCUACCAAAGCAUAACCCUUCAUCAACUGAUUUGAGAAUCAAACAUUGACACCGCUCACCCCACACUAUUCUGUUGAAGGUUAAACACAUUUUAAUGAUUGAUUUUGCAAGAUGUGUGUGAUGAUUUGCAUGUUGUGUGUUUUGUGUGUAAGAUUUUGUAAAAUGGAACAAAAACUAUCAACAAAAUAGCCUUUAAUGUCCUUUAUGCACCGCGUCAGUAGAUACAUCCAUUGCAACCACUAGAUGGCAGCAGUGCUCUCCAGAUGCAAAAUCAACGCUAGCAGUGCGCCUGUGCAGAUGAGUUGAGAUUUCAACAUGUCAUUUCAUUUUGUAAAUUUGAAUACACUGAAUUUAUGUGUAUAGACUUUA
Molecule: messenger RNA, 3827 nt
Organism: Danio rerio (zebrafish)
Lineage: Eukaryota; Metazoa; Chordata; Actinopteri; Cypriniformes; Danionidae
Source: RefSeq, a predicted model, not a curated record